Molecule: messenger RNA, 3007 nt
Organism: Cannabis sativa
Lineage: Eukaryota; Viridiplantae; Streptophyta; Magnoliopsida; Rosales; Cannabaceae
Exons: 15
Coding region: 118-2565 (815 amino acids)
Biological process (GO): RNA processing
Molecular function (GO): RNA binding; nucleotidyltransferase activity
Source: RefSeq, a predicted model, not a curated record
AAAGAAAAAAAUGUCAUAUGAUUUGGUAGUUAAAACUUAAGAGAACAUACUGUAAAAUUUGUAAGGGCGUUGCUGAAAAUGGCGCCAUGAGAUGACGACGGCGAUGGUACUUGGACUAUGGCGAUGUCCACACAACGUAUCAACAAACCCUUCUUCUCUUCUCUACGCCUCCUCCUCCAACAGAGGUUCUGCCACGCCGUUUCCCAUCGAGGAGUUCUACCUGAAAUAGCUUCAACCCCCCAAGUGGGGUUAAUGGGUACCAAAAAAUCAAACAAGGUGGAUUCCAGGGCCUUUGGGAUACACCAUAAUGCUAUACCUCCAGCUGCAUUGACUGUAUUGAGAAUUUUGAGGAAUGAAGGAUUUGAUGCCUACUUAGUGGGUGGAUGUGUUAGAGAUUUGAUCCUGAAAAGAACACCUAAAGAUUUUGAUGUCAUUACCACUGCUAAUCUUAAGCAGAUUAGGAGUCGAUUUCAUAAAGCACACAUUGUUGGACAACGAUUCCCAAUAUGUAUGGUGCAUGUUCGAGGUUCUAUAAUCGAGGUGUCUAGUUUUGAAACAGUGGCUAAACAUGCUGAGAAAAAAACAGAACCUCAUUCUUCUCAAGCACCACGUGGCUUUGGGAAAAAAGACCUUACUCUCUGGAGGAACUCCUUGAAGCGAGACUAUACAAUAAACAGUUUAUUCUUUGACCCUUUCUCGAAGAUGAUCUAUGAUUAUGCCAAUGGAAUGGCUGACUUGAGGUCCUUAAAACUACGAACGUUAAUCCCUGCCGAUGUUUCAUUCAAAGAGGACUGUGCGAGAAUAUUGCGUGGCUUAAGACUUGCUGCUCGACUAGGUUUUUCUUUUUCAAGUGACACAGCAACUGCAAUUCGUAGUUUUUCUUCAUCCUUAUUGACAUUAUCGAAGUCCAGAAUAAUGAUGGAGUUCAACUAUAUGCUCUCGUAUGGUGCCGCUGAGCCUUCACUCUGUUUGCUUCAGAGGUUCAAUCUGCUGAGAUUUUUUCUUCCCUUUCAUGCAGCAUAUCUUGAGCAGCAGGCUAGCACGAAAUCUGAUCAGAACUCUACAAUGUUGAUGAAAUUAUUCUUCAAUAUGGAUAAGGUGGUCAGCUGUGAUCAUCCAUCUGACUGCAGGCUGUGGGUUGGACUGUUGGCAUUUCAUCUCACUUUAAUCAAUAAUCCUCAAGAUGCUCUUGUAGUAUUGACUUUUGCUUCUAUCUUGUACCACGGAGAAUGGAAAGAGGGUAUUCGAUUUGCAAAAGAAAAUUCUGAAGUUCAGGCUAAGUUUGUCCCUGAGCUCUCAAGUUCCUUCGCUCCUAAGUUUGAUGAAGAACUUGUGAUGAAAGUUUCUCAGUUAGCUAUUCUUGUCCAAGAUUCUUUAGAUAUUUUAACAGAGUCAGAAAAUUAUCUUGAAUCAGUGACCAGACACCCAACUUCCCCUUGCUCUGGUUUGGUAUUUAUACCAAAGAGGACAAGCAAAGAUGUAGCUGAAAUUUUUCAGUUGCUGGUAAAAAAGAAAGGAUGUCAAUCUCAUGAGCAAAGAAGAAAGUGUUUUGAUAUUGACUAUGCCUUGCUUGGGCAAGGGUAUUUAUGGGAGACGAGAUUUGUUGUUGGCAAAGUUAUUCUUGAGACAAUGGGCUGUUGGCAAAGAAGAGGAGAUAACGUUUCAGAGGAGAACAAUUGCAUGCAUACAGAGAUCACUGGCGACACUCGACUUUCUGAUGUGAUAAAGGAGCAAUUGCAAGUGAAGAAGGGACAAAAACACAGUAUUUCACUUUGUUCUCCUGAAAUAGAACAUCAGCCAGCCAAGAAACGCAAUUUUGUUCCCAGUGAAGUCAGUAUAAAUUCCGAGCAUUUCAGUACUCGAUUGACAGAAGAGGUUGUUGAGAUAGGGAUAUGCCAAGAACGAGCUAAUAAACAUACAAAAUUCUACGAAGUAGAUGAAUUACCCAGGGAAGAGUUGAUUUCAGUGCUAGGAAACAUGUCAGACAACAGAUGCGAACAACCAAAUGAGAAUGCAACCGAGAAAAAUAAAAGCGAGGCUAAUAAGAAGAAGAAGAAGAAGAAGAAGCAAACACACAAGAGCGAGAAACAUUCAACGGUGAUGGAGAAGAAGCACCAUGUAACACAAGAAGAUGAAGCGGCUGAGCAGCAGGGUGCAGUGCAAGAAAACAUAUCAGAUGAGAGAUGCCAAAAACCAGAUGAGAAGGCAAAUGAGAAAAAGAAAGGUGAGCUUAAGACGAAGAAGCACACACAUAAGAGUGAAAGGCCUUCAACGGUGAAGGAGAAGAAGCUCCAUGUAACACAAGAAGAUGAAGCGGCUGAGCAACAGGGUGCAAUGCAAGGAAACAUAUCAGACGAGAGAUGCCAAAAACCAGAUGAGAAAGCAAUUGAGAAAAAGAAAGGUGAGCUUAAGACAAAAAAGCACACACAUAAGAGUGAAAGGCCUUCAACACAAGAAGAUAAAGUGGCUAAACAGCAGGGUGUGGUGAAAACCAAAGAGACCGAACAUAAACAAGUAAACAAAGAAACGGGAAAUCGUCGAUUGCUUUCCGAUAUAUUCAAGUAAAAUUACAUUUUCAGUUUGAAGUGAAACUGACAACUGAUAGGUACAUUUUUCAAAAAAUGUAAGGUUGGUUGAGGGGUAAUAUGCUUCAAAUUUUGCCUUGCUUUUUUCAUAACAGCUUUUUUUAAAUUCCUCUUAACAAUUUUAAAAAGCAUUAAAGUUGAAUAGGUAGAUAAAUAGUGUUGUUUGUAUGAGUAACAGUUAAAAGAAAAAGAGGACUUGAAUUUAAUUUAAAGUAUAAAUAGAUAUGUUGAUUGGAGAUGAUGAGCAUUAACCAUAACACUAUUUAUUUUUUCAACAAUUUUGAUCUUCUUUUGAAAUAUGUACUGUUGGAGAAAACUUAUGUUGUCAUGUUUGAAAAUGACAAAACAAUUGAAUAUUUUUUUUUUCUUUAAAAAAUAAUUCAUGUUGUUAAUGUUUGGCAUUAAUAUUUUUUUUUUGUUGU